AUGAAGUACGCCAACCUCCUUCUGGCAGCCCUCGCGGCUCCAAUCCAGGCCGCCUUCACAUGGAAGAGUGUGAAAACGGGUGCUGGUGGCGGAUUUGUGCCUUCCAUUGUUUUCCAUCCUACUACCAAGGGCGUCGCCUACGCCAGGACCGACAUCGGUGGCCUCUACCGUCUCAACGCUGACGACUCGUGGACUGCUGUUACCGACGCCAACGAGUUCGCUUCGGAUUCCAAAUGGUCGAGAUGGGGCGUAGACGCACUUGCGUUGGAUCCGCAAGACGACAAGAAGGUCUUCAUUGCGGUGGGAACCUACACCAACAGCUGGGACCCGAACAACGGAGAGAUUGCACGCAGUUCAGAUAGGGGACAGACAUGGCAGUUCGCAAGCCUCCCCUUCAAGGUUGGCGGAAACAUGCCGGGAAGAGGAAACGGAGAGCGUCUUGCCGUUGACCCCAAGAACUCCAACAUCGUCUACUUCGGCGCCCGAAGUGGCAACGGGCUCUGGAAGAGCACCGACGGAGGCGCAAGCUUCUCCAAGGUCUCCUCCUUCACCGCCGUCGGCACGUUCCGCGCUGGCCCUGCCGGCGACGAGUACAGCGGUGACAUCCAGGGCUUGAACUUCGUCACCUUCGACCCCACUUCUGCUCUCGUUGGCGGUGCCACGUCUCGUAUCUUUGUCGGCGUUGCCGAGAAUGCCACGUCUUCCAUCUACGUCUCCAACGACGCUGGAUCUACUUGGUCUGCUGUCGCCGGCCAGCCUGGCCGAUACUUCCCCCACAAGGGAAGGAUUCAGCCUGCCGAAAAGGCUCUCUACAUCAGCUACUCUGACGGCACCGGCCCUUAUGAUGGCUCCUCUGGUGCUGUCUGGAGAUACGACAUUGCUGCCGGGACAUGGAAAGAUAUCACCCCUGUUGCCCCUGGUCCGGACUUGUACCACGGUUUUGGCGGGCUGAGUGUGGACUUGCAAAAGCCCGGCACCCUGAUCGUUGCCUCUCUGAACAGCUGGUGGCCCGACGCAAAGCUCUUCAGAUCGACCGACUCUGGUAACACUUGGAAGCCAAUCUGGACCUGGGGCACCGACGGCAACCAGAACCUGAGCUACGUCCAGACUUCCCCCAAGGCGCCCUGGAUCAAGACCAACUUCCUCGACGUCGACACCAAGGACCUGGGCUGGAUGAUCGAGUCCCUCGAGAUCGACCCUACCGACUCCAACCACUGGCUGUGGGGCACUGGCCUUACCAUCUUCGGCGGCCGAGACCUGACCAACUGGGACACGGGAGCCAAGUUGAACAUCCAGUCCCUGGCAGACGGCAUCGAGGAGAUGUCCAUUCAGGACCUCGCCAGCGCCCCCGGCGGGUCAGAGCUCCUCGCCGCCACUUACGACAACAACGGCUUCACUUACAAGACGCGCAGCAGCCUCGACGUCUCGCCCCAGACCACCUGGACGACCCCGAUGUGGGCUAGCGCCGUGGGCGUCGACUACGCCGGGAACAAGCCUGCGAACGUAGUCAGGAUUGGGAAUGUUGCUGGAACCCAGCAACUGGCGGUGAGCUCCGACGGCGGCGGUGGCUGGUACAUCAACUACGCCGCGGGAACCACCCAAUACGGCGGAUCGGUGGCUUAUUCGGCGGACGCUGACAUCAUCCUCUGGUCGACGGCAACCCUCGGCGUGCAGCGGAGCGCCAACCAGGGCUCCCUCGCCGUCGUUGCCAGCAUCCCCGCCGGCGCCGUCAUCGCCAGCGACAAGCGCAACAACACCGUCUUCUACGGCGGCUCGGGCGGCAGCUUCUACCGCUCCACCAACGGCGGCGCGACCUUCGCCACCGCGGGAUCCCUCGGCUCCGCCUCCGAGAUCCGACACGUCGAGGCGCACCCCGUCAAGGCCGGCGACGUCUGGGUCUCGACCAACGUCGGCAUCUUCCACAGCACCGACUACGGCUCCUCCUUCACCCUGGUCUCCACUACGCUGACGAACACCAACAAGGUCGCCCUCGGCAAGGGCUCCGGCUCCAACUGGAACCUCUACGCCUUCGGCACCGGCCCCGCGGGCCGACGGCUCUACGGCAGCGCCGACCUCGGCGCGUCCUGGACGGACCUCCAGGGCACCCAGAGCUUCGGCGCCAUUGACAGCGCCAAGCUCGCCGGCUCCGGAAACGAGGAGAACCUGGUCUACGUCGGCACCAACGGCCGCGGCGCCUUCUACGCUUCGGGCGUCAUCGGCUCCUCCGGCGGCGGGCAGACCUCCGCCGCCCCGACGUCGUCCAGCAGGCCGUCCAGCAGCAGCAGCAGCACCUCGCCGGCCGUUGUGACGUCCUCGACGUCCUCGGUCAGGACCACCCUCGUGACUUCUACCUCCACGAUCCGCAUCUCCUCCAGCUCCGCGGUCCGCACCUCCACGAGCUCUGCCCCGGCUUCCACGGCGACCAACCUGGCGAAGCAGUUUGAGCAGUGCGCCGGCGGGCCGAACUGGAACGGCCCGACGCAGUGCGUGCCGCCGUUCGUCUGCAAGUACGCGAACGAGUGGUACUCCCACGCAGCGGGAACCAGCCGUUCUCGUUCCACCCGCAAUCUAUCGCCUGUGGACCGCAACACCGGGCCCCCCCACGCUGCCGACGCACGAGUUGCGUCCAGUGUCCGAUCUCGCUUCAACGUGGGCCCGAUGCAGCUAGGCCCAGCUGGGAAUCAUCGACUUCCCCUCUUCCCGCCCCUCUUCGCGAAGGCCGUCAAAAUAGCGCCUCGACCAAGACUAAGCUGGUGA
This is a messenger RNA of Colletotrichum higginsianum IMI 349063, 2757 nucleotides long. Its product is annotated as Fungal cellulose binding domain-containing protein. The transcript has 8 exons. The record is from RefSeq and is a predicted model, not a curated record. Gene Ontology annotation, biological process: xyloglucan metabolic process. NCBI's taxonomy places the organism in Eukaryota, Fungi, Ascomycota, Sordariomycetes, Glomerellales, Glomerellaceae. Gene Ontology annotation, molecular function: cellulose binding; protein binding. The coding region runs from base 1 to 2757 and encodes 918 amino acids. Gene Ontology annotation, cellular component: extracellular region.